This is a messenger RNA of Rodentolepis nana, 1335 nucleotides long. The record is from the annotation of a GenBank genome assembly. NCBI's taxonomy places the organism in Eukaryota, Metazoa, Platyhelminthes, Cestoda, Cyclophyllidea, Hymenolepididae.
AUGUCGAAUUCUUGCGAGAAUAAUAUUCCCAAAAAUCCCGUUCAAGCAAUAGAACCACCAUCCUUCCCAGAGCAAGCAUAUACUACCUCAAAUGGAUAUGAAACUGGAAUUCCAAUCAUGGGAUUUCGAUCGGGCCGAUACAUUCCAGUGGAGGCUCGACGAAACCUUCAGAAUCGCUUACUUUUAGUCGAGAAAGACGUUGAAAUCAGUCAAAAGUUUAGAGAAAAUACUGCAGAUUUAAUAUGUUCUACACUUGAGAAGACUAAAUAUAAUUUUGCGAAUACCACGGAGAGUUUUCGAAGCCGUUUACAAGAUAUUCAUCAUUGGGCUAGAGAACUUGAAAGUGAAAUUAACCGUUCGGUUUCAGUAACCGAUUUUUUAAUCAAGAGAUUUGGCGAACUUGAAACAAGUCUCAAAGCUUUAGAUGAAUGCCUUUUACUGACUUCAGAUGGCAUUAACGCUAGGCAAAGACGAUUUGGUGAAGAUCUUCAACAAGAUGCAGUUGAACUACAGCUUUUACGUGAACUCGAUAUGAUAAACAAACACAUAGCGUUUACGAAGGAAGCAAUUACAAGCAUAAACGCUCAAGUAAAAAAAAACCGCGAGGCAAAGACGAAUAUGGAGAAGGCCUGGAGUGAUAAGCACGAAGCGGACCUUCUUGAUUCAGAGGCUGCCCAUCUGAGCAUUACUAGUGGCAACACGCAAUAUUAUGCUGGAGAAGCCAGGGCAUGGCCUCAAGCAGCACAAUCAACACCAACUUCCUGGAUGCAACAUGCACACGACCUCAUUCUGGUCUCUGAGGAGCAAAGAAGGGCCUCUUGCUACCUCUCUGAUUUGGUUGAGAAACUUCUAAUUUCCACUGAGAAAACUAUCAUUGCACAGAAGGAUCGCGUCAAUGUUGCCAUGCUGAAAAGGCUGGAGGAAUAUGAGUUUGAAAAGCAGGAAUUAAUUAGCAAACUUGGAAGGUUGAGCGAGGAAAUAAUGAAGGUGGAGGAGAGUAUAGAGGAACUGAAACGCGCAAAGGCAGCAAAAGACGCCUACGUAAAGAUAGUUCAAACUCGACUUCACUUGCACAAUCAACGUAAAAAUGUGGAGAACUGUCGUGAUCCACCCCAGCAAUUAAUGCUGAACGAGCUUCAUGACCUUAAUGAAAUGACUGAUCAGCUGGAAAAUCAGAUUCAAUCAAGUAUUGAAAAGUUGAAGCAUCUUCAAGAUGAACAAUUGGUUUUGGAACGACAAAUUCACAUGAAGAAUGCCUCAAUUCAAGUCGACAGGGAUCAUUGCGUCCGUCACAGAGAACGCUUCCCAUCACCUCAUAGACUGCGAGGUCACUAA